AUGGCAGGAAAUCCUUUGGAGAGUCUCAUGUCGACUGUGAGCCACCAACCAGCAGAACCUGAGACCCAGCGAGCCUCCACCAGCAGAAAUCCAGCAUGCCUGCAAAGACGCAGGAACAGCUUUCGCAGCAACCGGGAGUUGUGUUAUCUGGUGCCAUCUGCUUGCGGGCCCAGAUCAAACACGAGUGAUGAAAAGAUCUCGAUCAGCACACCACGCAAUCAUCACUCCCCAGAAAAUGCAGCACGAGAGAGAAGCCGCGUACGCAACCUGCGUCAGGCCUUCCACAGCCUGCAGGCUGCUCUGCCUUCAGUCCCUCGUGACACCAAGUUAUCCAAGCUGGAUGUUCUGGUUCUGGCUACCAACUAUAUAGCUUACCUGACACAAACCCUGGACCAGGGAAGAACUUUGACCGAGCACACCUUACCACCGAGACCAGGUGGUUACCUCCACCCAGUUAAGAAAUGGCCGAUGCGUUCCCUGCUCUACUGUGGCAGUGUUGGGGACGUGUUUUCUGGGGUCCAAUCCAAUCAGAGGCCUACGUCUGGAAAAGAUGCAUACCUGCCUGAUCGUACAAUAGGAGACAAGGAGUGUUAGGAACAUACGAGACAUCAAGUCAUAUGUUUCAAA
This is a messenger RNA of Syngnathus typhle (broad-nosed pipefish), 627 nucleotides long. RefSeq names its product transcription factor 23-like. Gene Ontology annotation, biological process: regulation of transcription by RNA polymerase II; developmental process. Gene Ontology annotation, molecular function: RNA polymerase II transcription regulatory region sequence-specific DNA binding; protein dimerization activity; DNA-binding transcription factor activity, RNA polymerase II-specific. The transcript is spliced from 4 exons. The record is from RefSeq and is a predicted model, not a curated record. Bases 1 to 594 code for a protein of 197 amino acids. NCBI's taxonomy places the organism in Eukaryota, Metazoa, Chordata, Actinopteri, Syngnathiformes, Syngnathidae.